Messenger RNA from Leucoraja erinaceus (little skate), 2520 nucleotides. Its product is annotated as synaptotagmin-1-like. The record is from RefSeq and is a predicted model, not a curated record. The transcript is spliced from 12 exons. Gene Ontology annotation, cellular component: dense core granule; synaptic vesicle membrane; axon. Gene Ontology annotation, biological process: calcium ion-regulated exocytosis of neurotransmitter; regulation of dopamine secretion; regulation of calcium ion-dependent exocytosis. NCBI's taxonomy places the organism in Eukaryota, Metazoa, Chordata, Chondrichthyes, Rajiformes, Rajidae. Gene Ontology annotation, molecular function: syntaxin binding; calcium ion binding; calcium-dependent phospholipid binding. Bases 832 to 2076 code for a protein of 414 amino acids.
AUGUUCCAAAUGCAAACAUAAUUACUGACAUGUAGUUUGUUUUACUCUGAGGGAGGAUAAUCAGAGUAAUAUGAUGGAGAUCGCCCCAAAGGAUAAAGACCUGCUCCCCUGCCCUUUCUCUGGGAGAUCCUGUUGAAGGAAAGAUUGAAAGGGACAGGAUAAUGCAGGCUAAGAUACUCGCUAGAAUAAGUCACAACUCUUACUGAGCUCAUAACAAACUCGACACAGCCCUGAACCUGAAGCAGGGCCUUCUAACUUCCAUACCAUCUGCCAAGGAACAAUGAAAGCACUCAUUAAUUAAGUUUAUAUGCAUGGUUAUGAAUGAAGAUUACACCUGGUGACACCUUCAACUUCCAGGCCCCCUUCGAUCAUGGCUGACCAUGGGUGUCUCCAGGGUGCUAUUCCCUAUAUGGAUGAUGCCAGUGCGUGACUUUGUUUAUCAUGGGGAGACUGGUGCACAGACAGCCACCCCACGGUCCUUGACAGAUCUGGGUCAGGAUCCAGUGGCAUGGAGUCCAAGACGACCGGAGACCCUUUUCUGCUGCAGCCUUCAUCCAUCCGCCUUCCCAGCCGCUGUGAUGCUCCACUAAGGAGGAUGGUGCAGUCCAGAGGAUGAGCUGCCUCCCUCCACCCUUGAGGCAGAGGUUGGUUGCCCUGGAUGAUGCACAAGUAACCAGCGUCUCCCAGCCCCAACCCGCCCAGAUCCUCAACAAGAAGGACCUCCAUCCUACCUGUGGUACCAGCUGCUCCUGGUGAACAAAAUAUAAACUCCACAAGUUAUUGAUCGACGUUUGUUGGGACCACCGAUUGCUGUGGCCAGGCCCGGUCACCAUGAACGCAGCGCGUCGGGAAGCGGUGAUGGUUUCCACGGCGACCAGUCCGGAGCGGGAGGCCGGACACAACGCCACGGACACCCCCAGCAGGCAGGAUGUGUUCUCACACAUGAAGAACAAGUUCAUGAACGAGCUCGGCAAAAUCCCCAUACCUCCCUGGGCCCUGGCUGCCAUUAUCAUCGUGCUGUGCCUGCUGCUGCUCUGCUGCUGUCUCUGCAUCUGCAAGAAGUGUUGCACCAAGAAGAAGAAGCAGAAGAAGGGAAAGGACAAGGGCAAAGCACAGAUCAACAUGAAGGAGGUGAAGGACAUGGGCAAGAGCAUCAUCGACAAGGUACAGCCAGAUGUGGAGGAUCUGGAUCCAAGUUUACUGGGAGACGAGAAGAGAGAGGAGGAGAAGCUGGGAAAGCUGCAGUAUUCCCUGGAUUACGAUUUCCAGAGUGGUCAGCUGAUUGUGGGCAUCAUCCAGGCAGCUGACCUGGCCGCGCUGGACAUCGGCGGGACGUCUGACCCCUACGUCAAGGUCUUCCUCUUGCCGGAUAAGAAGAAGAAAUUUGAGACCAAAGUUCAUCGAAAGACACUCAACCCCACGUUUAGCGAGUCGUUUACCUUUAAGAUUCCAUACUCUGAGCUUGGGGGUAAAGUCCUCGUCAUGGCCGUGUACGACUUUGACCGCUUCUCCAAACAUGACGCCAUUGGGGAGAUUCGCAUUCCCAUGAGUAGCAUUGACCUCGCACACGUGAUCGAGGAGUGGAGAGACCUGGAGUCAGCGGAGAAGGAGGAGCAAGAGAAGCUGGGAGAUAUCUGCUUCUCCCUCCGUUACGUCCCGACUGCCGGCAAACUCACUGUCAUCGUGCUGGAGGCCAAGAACCUCAAGAAAAUGGACGUUGGUGGACUCUCUGAUCCGUACGUGAAGAUCCACCUCAUGCAGAACGCCAAGCGGUUGAAGAAGAAGAAGACCACCAUCAAGAAGAACACUUUGAACCCGUACUACAACGAGUCCUUCAGCUUUGAGGUGCCUUUCGAGCAGAUUCAGAAGGUGCAGGUGGUGAUCACCGUACUGGACUACGACAAGCUGGGAAAGAACGAGGCGAUCGGCAAGUGUUUUGUGGGCUAUAACGGCACGGGCAUGGGUCUGCGCCAUUGGUCAGACAUGUUAGCAAACCCCCGACGGCCCAUUGCCCAGUGGCACACCUUGCAGCCCGAGGAGGAGGUGGACAUAGCGCUGGGGAUCAAGACUUCCUGAUGCCAACACCCACACCCGCACACCCUGUAAUUGAUAAGCUUUGAGCAGACGUUUGUUUUCUGUGGCGAUUUGUAAAAUAUAUCACAAACAAGUUGUUGAUGAGCCUACACAUGUACCUGUUUCAGGAUGUUCUUACCUUGAACAAGCCCAGGGCUUAGGUCGACCUUUCAGACAACCUGGCCUCAGUCAUUCCAUUCAAGGAAACGUUUUUAUUCUGGACCUGGUUGUAUUGUUCCCCUGUUGUCAUUAUACGAUUCUGUAGUGUUGUGCCUGUAUUGUGAGGGGGGAGAUGGAACGGGUGUGGCAUUAGUAACGAGGAUUAAGGAACGGACAGCUGAAACACCAUCAGAGAUCACGGUGAACAGACAGAAUUCUAUUUUGUGAACAGAACUUUGAUCUGUUGAAUAAAACCGGUUAUUGUCCCUCAUGUGACUGGCGCUUGUU